CUUUGCAGUUAAUCUACUUCAGAAUUUGUGUUUGUGUGAUGAAUGAUUAAUAAUUUCAAGUUUUAUAUGUUAAUAUGUGACUCUCUCAAAGUCUUCGAGGUGAUUUUCACUUCCUAGCUUGUUACUGUUACUGAGUCAGUGAUUUUUAACUUCAUUCUAAAUUUUUAUCCCUGCCAAAAUUUAAAGUAAAUACUACGAUGGGAGACGACUUGCUCCAGGAAAUUCUCACCGUCGAUCCAGAUGCAGCCCUUAGGCAAGCUAUGGCUGCCAAGCAAAACGUAAGAACAGUAAAUGCAGAGGUACAUCGUAGACCAGUCACCAAUCAAUCAAUUCCUCAAGAUGUCCCUAGACGUAACCCGCCACCAACUCCAAGACAUCCAACGGCCCCCAGACCGAAGCAAUCCUCGAGCGCAAGGCGGAGGAGUGGAGAAGUACAAACUAGAGCCCCUCCGAAUGGAGUAAUUGAUGAUAACUUGUCAGAAAGCAAUUUCAGCUGUCGCUCAAUUCCAUUAGGAGGCAGUCACCCACUGCAAGCCCAAGAGCCGACACUUCUCUCGGGGCUUAAUCAAGUCAACAAUGAUGAUAACAUGUCCGAGAGCAACUUUAGCUGCAGGACAGAGAUUUCCAGCCAACCCGAGUCAGUUUUCAAAGUACCCAUGGAUGCUAUAUCCAUGGAUUUUCACAUGAGAAUGAGGAAGCAAGUUAUGGCAGAAGCUCAGAACGCUUGCCGAGAGAUAGAAAAACAUAAUGCUACAAAAGCUGAAGUUUAUUACAAAUUCGCCAUAAAAAAGCUUGCAAGUAUUCGUCACUUUGUGAUAAGUGCUCAUGAUCCAUCGAUGAAUGAGCUUUUCAUGCAAACUAGUAUGAUGAACAAUACAAUGGACAUGUCACAACUCUCGAAUGCUAGAGGAUUCAUGGGAUCUCAGGCGUCACUUGUUGGAGGAACGGUUUUCAAUGACUCACUUCGCUCAAACAACACUUUUUUGAACAGCAAUAGUCAUCUAGUUUCUUCAACAACUGGAGUUCUGUCUCAAAAUGCAGGCAGCCACAAUGGAACUUUCCUUCCACCUCAAGGUUCGGUUGGAAAAUCAAAUUUCACAGGGUCACAAGCAUCGUUCAAUGGAGGAAACGUCUAUAACGAGUCACUUCGCCCGAACAACACUGUAUUGAACAAUAAUCACAGCCAUCUUAUUUCUUCAACAACCGCUGCAGCAUCAGAAAAUACAGCCAGCCUUAAUGGAACGUUCCUUCCUCCAAGAGCUCCUGCUAUGAGACCAUCUAACCCAAAACCUCAGCCGAACCAGUCCUCUCAGACAGCGGCUCAAAAUGAUUUUAACAAAACAUCGGAUCCAGUCGCAAAUUCUUCUCAAGUCAGAGGUGGCUCUUUCUUGGCACCUUCAACAAACUCUGCUUCUUCUCGGCCACUACCAACCGCAGUUGUCUCUCUUAAAAAAUACUCCCUUGAGAAACGUCCAAGCCCUCUCGCAAAGUCAUCACCGCUGAAUGAAUCGGUCCAAACCUCUCCUAUAAACCAGAAUAAUACAAUGAAUAGCACAAUGAACAGCACAAUGAAUAGGACUGCUUCUCAAAGGCGCAAGUUUGAUGUCAAUCCCAUCAUCCUCAAAAAUUGGACUCUAGCCCUCGGGAAACGAGUAGGCUCUGACGACUAUGAGCUGCUUGUUCGAGGAGUCAUAGCCAAGAAAUGUGAAUUCGGCAAUGCCAAUAUGGAACAUACAACGCAAGCAGUCAAAGCUCGUCUAGGAGAGUUUUGCGUCAAAACAAAAGAUGGAAGAGAGUACCAGCUGCAAGGGCCCUUCCAAAAUCUCAAUUACAGUGUUCCCAAGAUUGUUACUAGCCUUCAUCUUAAGAGAGGAUCUGGAAUUCCUACGCACUGGAGGAAGAUGGUUAAAUUUUGGGGUGCCUCCAGGCCUAGAGGCAAAAAUGCUGUAAAUGAAGACGGCACUGAGACGUCAGUAGACGACCCACUUAAUACGACUGUGACAAGGAUGAAAAGUAAAGAGAAAGCGAAAAUUUCAAAGCAGGCAAGUCCAGUGAAAAGGCUUGUCUCCAAACCACCGCGUCCUUCGAUCAGCAAGCAUCCCAUGAAACCUACCAGAGAAUCGUCAGCUAUUUCGGACAAGAUCGCUGUUUCAAAACAUUUUUCAAGUAGACCCUCUGUCAACCCUAUCGGUAAAAUUGCACAAGCUCCGGCACUUAUCAGCAAAACAUCUAAGCCUGAUUAUCACAAAAUACAAAGAAAACGCCUGGAGCAGAUGCAUGCUGCAAGAUUGCAAGACAGCUCUGCACUGGAUUCAAGCGUAAAUUCUCCAGCAGAAGCUAGAGGGAAGAAAAGUCAAGCUGCAAAGUUGCGAGACGGUUCGGUACUGGAUUCAAGCGUAGAUUCUCCAGUCCAAGCUAGAGGGAAGAAACGUCAGGCUGCAAAGUUGCAAGAUGGUUCUGCACUGGAUUCAAGCGUAGAUUCUCCAGUCCAAGCUAGGGGAAAGAAACGUCACCGUCCGGUGGACCUGCCCAAGAAGAGCAGUUCUCCUACUGUUCCAGUCCAGCUAAAAAGCAAACAGAAGCCUUCGCAUAAAUAUUGGGCAGACCGAUUAUCAGGCUCAUCAAGAAGCUAUUCACCAGCUGUACCCAGGCCUAAGGUCAAGUCCCGCCAGCGACCGCAAGUAGUUGAAGAGUCGAGUAUCAAUACAUCAGUUGAUGUCAGUCAAGUCAAGCCGACAAAAAAACGCCCGAUCCCCAGAUAUUUGGAUGAGAAUGACAUCAGUCUUUCAGGAGCGGAGAAGAACAAAUCGAAUUUCACAAACAAUAGCAAUAUCUCUUUCGAGAUUGUAUCUCCGGGAAAAACACUCCACAACAUCAAGAAGCUGAAAGACUCGAACAUUAUCAACAGUCAAGUGACCCCUCCUACAUCUUAUUUUCUGAAUGUCCUACCAAAUAGUGAUAAAAAAAGCGAGAAGAUUGAACGAACCAAAAAAACAGUGAAAAGGUUAAAUGAACGUGUUUUGAAGAAAGGCAGAACUGCAACAAAUAUUCAAAAUGUAGCUCCGAAACUUACAUCACAGGAUCCGAAAGGAUUGAAGAAGUAUAUCCAUGAAUCUAAUGCUCGCUUAACGAAAAUUCAGCAGUCAAGAUCGAUGUCGCAGGACGAAAUGUCUGAUUUUUCUGAUGUUUCAAUGAGCGGAUUUCUGGAUGAUUAAUUGCAAGUCGAAGUAUUGAGCUCAAAUAUCUUUUUAAGAGUUCUUCAGGUUUGUAGCCAUACUUCUUGUGUCAUAGCUUAUAAUACCAACUACCUUUGAAUCCAUUAUCUUUAUUUUAUUUACCAAGGUUUUUUUUGGGGGGGGGGGACUGCUCAGUCAUGUUUUAUUUAUCUCAGUUUUUAAUGACACCGAUCUCCUAUAAUUUUUUUUCUCUUUAUUUUAUCUUCAGGAGCCUUCUUGGGUUUUAAUGGCUCGAUUUUUUCAGACCCCACUGACAAAGCAGCUUUUGGGCUAAAUUGCUUAACAUUUUACAAAUAAACGUAGUACUCACCUCUUGCUCAGGAAUGUCUUUGAUCAAAAAAUUAUGUUCAAUGUCUCAGCAUGUAUCUUUUAGUUUUUACAUAGCCUCCUCUCUUAAUCAUGUCGGUAAUGGCAGAAGAACAAAUUUCAUGUAUUAUUCUUAUUUUUAAUGUUAAACAUUCCAUGAAUCUUAAAAUUUUUUCAACACCGUGAACCACUUCAUGGCUCAGAAAAUAAAAUUAAUAGUGAAUUCUCAUCAAAAGUUUUGAUAAGAUUGUGAAAGCACAAAAAUCUAGGCAAAGGAACACACCAUUUUAAAGUGUUUCCUGCUCAUUAUUUGCAAAUCAGAAUUUUUUUACUGCAAUAAUUCUUAUCCUAUGCUGAAUGCUAUAUCAUACUGAUCGAUUCACUUACCCUUUUACUGUAUGGAUUUGCUUUUUCAUCAGUGCGAGAGACAAUUUGCAUGUUAAAAUGUAGUUUUACCAAUUUACUAUAUUUCUAAGGCUAUUAUUUCUCUGAAGAUGAAGGUUAUUUAUUAUGACCAUCUUAAUUUAAAUAUUCGCACAGGAAUAAAAUGGAGAAGCUCGUGUUAAUGUGGUCUUUAUGUAAUUCCUUUGUCAUCAAUGGUGAAAGAUUCAGUUUACGCUUAUUCUGUUAUCACAGACUUGAAUGGAAUAAUUUUAAAAUACCCUAAUGUUUCUUGUUAUGUCUAAACAAAUUUUGGCUCUCCUGUUGUAUUUUUCUAAAAGUUUUAAUUUUUUAUAAUCAUUGGUUGUUAAGUAGAAUGUAGAAGUUUGUACUUUUGUCCUCACAAUAAGCAAUUCUCCUCGUACAUAAUACAUCCACAGACAAAUUUCUGUCGAAGUGAUAAAACAUUUAAAGUGCCAAUCAAGCAUUGCUACUUAGCCCAUAAUUUUACUAUAGAAAUGAAUCACAGUUCCAAAACUGUCUCAGUAAUGUUGAACAUUUUUCAAAACUGAGUAAUACUUUGCCAUUUAAUGACAACUUAAUAGACUAAAUCGAGAUCGUCCCGUAAUGUGUCUGAUUUAAAUUGUGGUCGUGCUGGUCUUUUUCUGCAAAUUGUCUGUUUUCAAUGUAUGUAUGUUUAAUUAUUUUUAUUAAAUGAUAGUUGUUUUUUUAUGCAUUUACACUAAUCGUAUGUAACUGGCAUUAAACUUUUGAUGUUCUCCAUAAAGUGAAUCGCUACCCACUGUUAUCAAUGAGAUUCGUUUGUCAUUAUUUUUGGACACUCUGGAGGUAUAAGUUUGAAUGCAAGUUGUCACCAGUGAAGAGCCUGCGACUUUCACCUAAGCCUCUUUGUCAAAUUGCUCUGGUUUCUUUAUUAGUUAUGCCGACAGUUCUGUACAAACAUGGCGUCAAUAAAGAGAUAGUGAUUCUGCUUUUAAGAAUUAAAAUGUAAUGAAAAAACCAAAAAAACUAAAAAUGAAGGAAAAAUGUUUAUUUAACCACAAAUAUCUCUCCUUGAGAUAUGCUAUUUGGUGCAACUUUCAUUACAACCAAUCAAAAAGGCAACUGCGGAUGUGCUUAGAGUCUAGAAAAAAGGGAUUGGGGCGGUCAUCUGCUUGUCAACCUUCGAAGGAAGAUGAGUCGAUUAUCGAUCUAGACUCUGACUUCAAGGAUAAUGAUAAAAAAACACGAAGAGUAGAAACUGGGUUGAAAGAUUUUCUUUUGAAAAUAAAAAUUGCAGGACAUUCUAGAUCAUCAUCAUGGCACCAUGAUCAAUUGCAGGAACAUUAAGAAGAAGAAAAAAAAGACAAGUAAAGACCACCAAUCGGAAAUAUUACCUUGGAAACUUCAUUACUCACAAGACUUUGACAAAAUAUUGUGGUAUGUUACGAGUUAAAUUCUUGAGUUUAAAUUUCUGUAUGUUUCUGAAGUCAAUAAUGGUGCUGUAAAGAGCCUAAACUUUCUGCUUCUCAAUUUUUAUAAACAUUUUAUUAACUUUGCUCCAGUAAUGCGUGUUUUUUUAUUUGUUACCUUUGUGUUUGACCGCUAUCUCACCUUUUUGUUCCGAGAAGAAAAUUUUGCAAGUCAUCAAAAAAAUUUAAGUGGUGAUCAUUAAUUCUUUAAGAAUUUCAUUUAGUAAUGCUCAAGAACUUAAAUGCUGGUACACAACUCUUACGUAAUGUUUUAAGCUAAUUUUGGCGCAAAUCGACCUCUCCUGUUCUUUGGCUAGUUUUGUUUUCCAUAUCUAUUUCACUUCAAAUGAAGUCUUCAGUGAUCCAAAGUAUAGAAAAGAAAUUUAAAAUUUCUGAUUUUUGAGUCAUUGAAAUGGAGGGUACGUAGCUCUGAUUGGACAUGAUUGAGAUUGAGCUCUGUCACCAUCUUGUUUGAAUUUCGUCCUGUAUCUUUUUCAUCGUUUUGAAUCAAUCAUCAACAGCUCACUUUGUCAAUUACAAAGAUAUUCUUUAAACAUGUGAAAAAAAUUGAAUUGGCUCAUUUCAUUCAAAUUUUGCCUAGCUUGACUGUAUACCAGUAAAAUUCAAUUGAAUUUGUGCCUCUAUUUUUGGAAAAAUAUGUAUUUAUGAAAAUGUUUUUAAAUUUUUUAGGUGCCUCAGAUUUAAACCUGAGGUAAGCAUAAAUAUUAAGGUAUUUUUAGACCUUGCUUUUGGAUCUUUAGAAUUUUUAUCAUUUUUAAGAAGCUACUUAAAAAAAAAUAAUAUUAAAAAAAAAAAAAACGAAAAAAAUUCCGCUCAAUAUUCCUUGUAUUUAUGUGCUUUUGAGAUUUGCAACUCAGAUUUGAUUUUCAACUUAAUUUUUUAAUUGUAUUGAUUCUGUGGUCUUCCUUUCGAAAGUUAUCUUCGAGGGCUUAAAUAGUCUCUUGUAUAAACUAUUUUAAUUCAAUGAUUUUCAUGUAAUGUGGUGAUAACUGACUUUUUUGCCUAACAUUUGAUGUAAAUUUUCUGCAACUGCCUGUUUUUCUUAUUCUUUUUAAAAUUACAGUUAUGAAGCAGAUUUUUUCUAGUGUGAAACUAAAACUGAAGUAAAUGAGAAAGUCCCCUGUAUCAGUUAAACAGUUAUACGGAUGCAGGUUUUUUAUUCUUAUUGACUUUCUCAACAAAAGUGCUAAAAGUAUGUAUACAGCUGAACUUAAACUGAAUGAAAAAAAGCGUCUAGCAGGAUAAACAGAAGAAAUACUUGGCAUGAACGCACAGUGUAGUGUCUGCACUGAAAGGGCAUGGCACCUAUGGCGCACAAGUUUGCAAUUGAAUGAGGCGUAACAAUCUAUCAAAAGAAAUCUGAUCAAGUUCCUUUGAUGGAUUGUCGCUUUGAUAUCAUUUGCUGACUUGUGCGCCUUAAGUUCUGCUCCUUAAAAGUUAAAAUUGCAGUCAAAGUCCAUCCCAAUAACAAAAUUGAUCAUGAUCAGGAGGUGGAUGUUGGCUUUAAAAGUUCUGUGUUGAAGGAUCCUUUGAAAACUAAUGUUUGGAUGUUGAGUAAACUCAUUAAAGAAAUUUUGGGAGCCGUACAGUCAGUGGUACUUCCUAUCAGUUCAUAUCAAGAAAAAUGCCAUUUUUUAUUAGUUAUGCGUAUUUAUAUCAACAAUUAUUCUUCUUGUUUUAUACAAUUAUUUUUAUAGAGGAAUUUUAAAAAAAUUAUACAUCUUUUGCCCGAA
Bemisia tabaci is the source of this 7149-nucleotide messenger RNA. RefSeq lists its product as uncharacterized. NCBI's taxonomy places the organism in Eukaryota, Metazoa, Arthropoda, Insecta, Hemiptera, Aleyrodidae. The record is from RefSeq and is a predicted model, not a curated record.